AUGUCCAGUCAGCCUUCGCAACCAUCCCUACAUUUCGGCCAGGUCGUCAUUGGUCCACCUGGUUCGGGAAAAACGACUUACUGUCGGGGAAUGCAAGAAUUCCUCAGUCACUUGGGACGAAAAGUGGUGGUGAUAAAUCUGGACCCCGCUAACGAAGGACUUCCGUACCCAUGUGCUGUGGAUAUUUCAGAGCUCGUAACCCUUGAUGAUGUGAUGGAGGGACUGAAGUUGGGUCCCAAUGGUGGGCUCAUUUACUGCAUGGAAUAUUUAGAGACUAACUUGGACUGGCUAGAAGGAAAGCUAAAGGAGCACCGUGACGCCUACUUUCUUUUUGACUGCCCUGGACAAGUGGAACUGUACACUCAUCAAAGCUCAGUCAAGAAAAUAUUUGCUCAUUUGUCAAUGUGGAACUUCAGGCUGACUGCAGUUCAUUUGGUGGACUCUCACUAUUGUGCAGAUCCAGCCAAGUUCAUCUCGGUCCUGUGCACCUCUCUGUCCACUAUGUUACACGUGGAGCUGCCUCACGUCAAUGUACUGUCCAAAAUGGACCUUAUUGAGCAGUAUGGCAAGCUAGCCUUCAAUCUAGACUUUUAUACUGAGGUUUUGGACCUGUCCUACCUGGUGGAGCACUUAGCAUCUGAUCCAUUCUUCAAGAAGUUCCAUCAUCUGAAUGAGAAGCUUGCAGAAGUGAUCCAAGACUACAGCCUGGUUUCCUUUGUGCCUCUUAACGUACAGGACAGAGAGAGUAUGACACAAGUACUUCGUGCUGUGGACAAAGCAAAUGGCUACUGCUUUGGUGACCUGGAGGAGAGGAACCUGCAGGCCAUGCUGUCUGCUGCAGUAGGAGCUGACUUCCAGUUCAGCGCAACUCUUGGAGUGCAGGAACGUUACUUAAAACCAAAUCAGAAGACUGUUGAAGAGGAAGUCAUGGACCUUUAGCUCUGUGUGUGCAAAUGCACAGGCAGGUCUCUUGGGUUUAGAAACAGACAGAGCUAUGCAGAGCAUGUCCUCUACUCCUUAAAGCCUGUGCGAAUGCACAAGAAUAAUGAUUCUUAACUCCGUUAUUGGGUCCCCAGUGGGCAGCGUGUUUUUGUACUAGACCUGCAAUAACCAUACCUGACUAAACUUGUCAACCAGUCUCCAAAGCUCUGACUUGUUGAGUUAUGUAUGUUAGUUAUUGACUAGAGCCAAAAUGAGUUACCCACUGGGUCCCCAGCACUGAAGUUUAGAAAAUGCACUAAAACAAAGGGUGCUGA
Messenger RNA from Chanos chanos (milkfish), 1256 nucleotides. RefSeq names its product GPN-loop GTPase 2 (gene gpn2). The transcript has 5 exons. Lineage: Eukaryota; Metazoa; Chordata; Actinopteri; Gonorynchiformes; Chanidae. Gene Ontology annotation, molecular function: GTPase activity. The record is from RefSeq and is a predicted model, not a curated record. Gene Ontology annotation, cellular component: cytoplasm. Bases 1 to 939 code for a protein of 312 amino acids.